UAAAAUUAAAACAAAUAAUAAACGUCACACAAAGCCUUAAAGACCUUUUUCUCUCAAGCCUCCGUUGCCCUCUAACCUCACGUCGUCUUCUUCUUCUUCUGCAACCCUAAGCCUCUUUUCUUUCGUUUUCUUCAACCUUACUGCCCGCCAUCUUCUUCUUCAGCCUUAUUGCUUGCCUUCAUCUCCAACCUUAAGACUUUCUCUGCCGAAGUUCGCUUCUCCCUUGAGUCUACAGUGGAAUCUGUGGAAGAAAAGCUAUGGAUGAAAUGUGGGGCUUCAGUUAAUUUAAUGACAUUACAGCUAUAUGAUGACACUAACUCCAAGAUUUGUGAUUUAAGUGAUGAUUCAAGACCCCUUGGUUUUUACUAACCUGUUGAUGGGUAUCGGAUACAUGUACUAGAUGUUGACCUUUCAUCAGUAACCUCAGUACUGCUUGUACUCUGACUAUGAGGAGCACGAUCAGAAGGUUAAAGGAACAAACUGAUAGCUGAGCAUUAUUAUUGGGCCAGUAAUGCUCAUAAACCAAUACUGUUGUAUCGGUUCUUUUAAAGCAGGUUUACAGCUUUAUUAUUGUAAAUCUAUGUGUUGUUUAAGUGCGAUUGAUUCCUUUUGAUUUAACUUAUCACAUAACAGGUGGGAGUUUAAUACUGCUAACUAAGCAUUCACUAUAUCAACGGAGGUUUUGGAGAAAGUGACUUGGAAAUUUCUUGCUUUCUGCAACUCACACCUUUUGAUCAUAGAUGGUUCUAAGCAUUUGUUAAAAGUUGGGCCGCUGCUUGUUAACAAAAAGAAGGGAGAAGUGUUGUAUUGAAAUGGAUGCUUCUGCUAAAAUCCUAACUGUUGACAACCAUACCUGUAAUGGAGAGUGGACAGUUGUUUUACCUCGUGGCAAACGAAGUAGAAACUUUUCUAAAAUUAGAACCCCAGAAGAACAGCAGCAGCCAUGGGUUCCUGCGGAUCUUGAAUCCGAUUCAAACAGACAAUCAAAAUUGAUUGAAAAGAUGAAUAUUUGUAUGAAGAAAGUUGAGAACUCACAGUUCUAUCAGACCCUUCUGGAACAAAUCCAAACUCCAGAAUCUUUGGAUUCUUUUCACAAGGUGCUGGGUUCAGAGUUAAAGAUGCAAAUGGUGAUAUAUGGCAUUGGCAGCAUUGAGUCAUAUGAAACCCCACGAAUCCAGCUGAGCGUUGCAAUCUUAAUGAAAAAGGAAUUUAGUUGGAUUGGCGAUAUAGAGGUUUUUGAUCCAGUUCUUUCAGCUACAGAAUCUCGAGUUUUGGAAGCCCUUGGUUGUUCUGUUCUAUCUGUAAAUGAGCAUGGUCGGCGAUGUGUUACAAGGCCAACGUUAUUUUACAUGCCACAUUGCGAGGCAGAGUUAUACAACAAUCUUCUACAAGCAAAUUGGAGGGUGGAGCUUUUGAAUCGUAUUGCAUUGUUUGGAAACAGCUUUGAGGUGUAUCAGUACUUAUCUGAAUUUAGGAACUCAACAAUUGUCGAUUCAUCCAGACAUAUUGUGGCUGUUCGAGAAUUCACCCAUGAGUAUGUAAUCAAGACAGUUUCAGAUGACUAUUUUGCUGCCUUUCACGAUUCAAGUUGGCAUUUUUUCAGCCCUGAUCCAAAGACAGAGCUGCAGUUAUUUAAUAAUUGAUUUGAUAUCAUGUAUUUUUUAAGAAAACAUGUCUUAAUUCAAACACAAUAUUCAUAUUGAACAAUCUAUUGGAAAUAAUUAGGUUAUGUUUUUUUGGUUGCUUUA
Molecule: messenger RNA, 1748 nt
Organism: Ricinus communis (castor bean)
Lineage: Eukaryota; Viridiplantae; Streptophyta; Magnoliopsida; Malpighiales; Euphorbiaceae
Product: protein SENSITIVITY TO RED LIGHT REDUCED 1
Exons: 5
Coding region: 813-1643 (276 amino acids)
Biological process (GO): microtubule-based process
Cellular component (GO): cytoplasm; nucleus
Source: RefSeq, a predicted model, not a curated record